AUUUUUUGUUUUGAAUACGCUUGUAAAUACAUGACAAUAUUUAGUGAAGUGACAAAGAUUCAAGAAAAGAAAUUCGUUAUUUCAGUUCAACGAUAAGCGUGUAAUAAAUAUUGAUUUAAAAAUACAUUGCACCUUAUUCCUCACAUAUAUAAAAGUUGAUUAAAAUUUUCAUGUAUUUUGACCUAUGGCCUUUAUGUCGAAUCGAGCUUGUAGAUAAAAGUUUUCUUUUUUUUUUUUUGUUUGUCUGACUAUCGCUAACGAUACGAACGAUAGGAAUGAAUAGUUAGUUCGAAUAAAUAAGUCUUUUUUAAUAUCGCGUCGAACAUGAAUUGUUUGACUGGUGAAACCGAACGUUUAAUUAAUAACGAUGUCUUUCUGUCAACUGCUCCAAGUCCUAUGGAGCUGCGUAUCCAAGAAACUAGAACUGGUUCGAGUAUGCUGGGUACAAUAUUUCUAAUCGUAAAUGCUACUCUUGGAGCAGGUCUCUUAAAUUUUCCGCAAGCCUUUGAUAAGGCAGGUGGUAUUGCUACUUCUAUAACCAUUCAACUAGGAUUUUUAAUAUUCAUUACGGCUGCUCUUAUCAUAUUAGCAAAUUGUAGCGACAUUACAAACUCUAAUACCAUACAAGAUACUUUAGCAACUUUGUGUGGAUCUAAAUCGCUUUAUGUAUGCGCCCUGUGCGUUGCUGUGUACAGUUUUGGAUGUUGCUUAACGUUUUUAAUCAUCAUUGGCGACCAGUUAGACAGAGUCUUGGCUACUUAUUAUGGAAUGGAUUAUUGUCACACUUGGUAUAUGUCUAGACAGUUUGUUACCAUUGUCAUUAGUUGCAUCUUUAUAUUUCCAUUGUGUUUCUUCAAACGAUUGGAUACAUUAAGUUAUGCUAGUUCUGUAGGUUGUAUAACCAUAUUGUACGUAGCAUGGUUGAUCAGCUAUAAAAGUUUUACAAAAACAAUUCCCACUGCUGUAAAGAUAUGGCCCGACAAUGUAUACGAGGCAUUGCAUAUUGUUCCUAUUAUAUGUUUUGCAUAUCAGAGUCACAUGACUGCGAUACCGAUGUAUGCUUGUAUGAAACAACGACAUAUUGGAAAAUUUACGAUAUGUGCCAUAGCUAGUAUGCUCAUUUGUUUUAUCAUUUAUACAAUAGUCGGUAUUCUUGGAUAUGCCACAUUUGGAAUGGGAAAAGUACCUAGCGACAUACUUCAAGGAUAUUCAGAUAAAAGUACUAUUGUUACCUUAGCCAUAGUUUCGAUAGCCAUUAAGAACUUUACGACAUAUCCAAUCGUGUUAUUUUGUGGUCGGGAUGCGAUUCUCUCAGCAUUUGGAAUGGUAGUUAAUGAGAAUGUUAAAACGAGAAAUUUUGUUACUUUAAUUUGGUUUGUAGCAUCAUUGGUUAUAGCCAUAUCGGUGCCAGAUAUUUCUCCAGUUAUUAAUUUGUUAGGUGCUUUAUCGGCUACGUUUAUUUUCAUAUUACCAGGAAUGUGCCUUCUUCAAAGUAUUCUCCUCAAAGAUCCAGAAUUGUAUUUGAAUAAGGAUCGUUUGCUCAUUCUCUUAGCGAUUACCAUUACUGCAAUAGGUGCUUUUGUCUGUGGUAUAGUAUCCAUAGAAGCGCUUAAAGAUUUGAAGAAACCAUUAGCCGAAGAACCUCUGGUAACGGGUUUUAGAAUACAACUGGGAGAAAGUUUAUGUUCUUAACUAUAUCGAAUUUUAAUAUGAAUUUUAUCCAAUGCAAUAUUGAGAGAAUUAAGACGUUGGAGAAAGACUGAUAAUGAU
This is a messenger RNA of Polistes canadensis, 1770 nucleotides long. Its product is annotated as putative sodium-coupled neutral amino acid transporter 7. The record is from RefSeq and is a predicted model, not a curated record. Lineage: Eukaryota; Metazoa; Arthropoda; Insecta; Hymenoptera; Vespidae. The transcript is spliced from 4 exons. Bases 325 to 1692 code for a protein of 455 amino acids. Gene Ontology annotation, molecular function: amino acid transmembrane transporter activity. Gene Ontology annotation, biological process: amino acid transmembrane transport.